UGGCAGAGCUGUCCUUGGGCGAGGGGUGGGGGGGAUACGAGGGGCAGCUUCCUCCUCAUAAGGAGGGUAGUGCCUGGUUUGUGAACAUUUUGCUGGGCUACGUUGCUUGGGCAUUGGCUGCUAAGUCCCACCUUCAUGUAACACAGUUUGGACCGAGAUGGAGGAAGGAAUACGCUGUUUUGUACUCUAAUCUCAGUAUGGUUGCCCCAGGGUGAAAGGAAGGAGAAGGAGGCUUUCUAAGUUCAGGUACACGAAGUGAGUGCGACCAGCUGCCUGCUCUUGGUGGCAAGGGCACAGCCAGACAUCAGAUGAUACUUGGGUGCGGAUUUGAGCGAGGGGUGCUGGGGAGCGCACCUUGCUUCUGUGCUCGGUGCCCGUGUGCCUCGCCCAUCAUGUUUAUGUAUCAGCUCCCCUGAGCUCCCUCUAAUGCAUCCCUCCCUACUUGGAGUUCUGCACGCGCGUGCCAGUGUGCACGUGUUUUCUCCUUCCCUGCCUGUAGGCGUGAAGGUUGAGCCUUGAGGUAUGGCCAGAGUGCUGGCGUGGGAGGGACCAAACCGGAGCACCCACAGCUAGAUGCCCAGGCCUCUUCUGAUCUAGGCGCCUCUAGAGUGGCUGUGGAGGAAGAACAUCCUUAGGGAUCUGUAGGCUAAAUUUGCUUUACUAUUGGGACUCACCCCUGUUUAAAUUGGGGCUGAGUUUUUGCAAAGAAACCCCCACAUUUUUAUUGCCUUGUGGGGUGCAUUGCAAGCUGCUUCGCUGCACAAAGAAUGGGCUAGAGUGGCUGGUCCUGGGCUCCACCCACUGAUACCCAAACCCGGUAUGGCUUUGGGGGUCCCAGGAGCCAGGAGCAGUUGGUUGGCUUUUAGAGAGUCCUGGGGCGACCUGUCUUGAGCUGGCCCUGACUUUCUGAGUUCACUUUGAUUGGAGGGGGUCUGAGAAAAGCCAAGUGCUAUCAGACCUUCCAUGGGAGGCAAGUGGGGGUGGGGGUGGCAGUCGGAUUAGAAGACCCUCUCAUAGCAGCCUGUAACCCCUGGAUCGGCCCUGGGAAGGCACCUGAAGUCCCUGCAGGCCUGCGAGACUCAUUUCCCAGCCCGUCCUGGUUGCAGGGCCUGCUCACAGACCUGGGUACCUGGAGCUGGCCACGUGGCCCCUUGGCAAUUAUGUGAUAUAAUACCAGAGAGCAGGCCAGUUGUAAUUUGCUAAAAACAAAAAUUAGUAUUUUGUGACCCUGAAUUUUGAGGUCCCUGACUCCUUGAACCCAACCUGAUCCAGGGCCGUUGACCCCGUCAAAGGAAGGUGGGGUCACAGCUCAGGGUCAGCAUAUUUUGCAUCUGCUUUUGAACCUCUAGGCUCAGGCUUGAUGCAUAUUUAAGUGGAUGUUUUGUGAGAAAUUUGGAGGAAACACAAAGGUUUUAUAAAGAUGCCACACUCCCCUUUAUUAAGUGGAAGGUUAAGAAAUUCUGUCCCCGGAGUAAGGAGCAGGACUAGGCCAAAGUCUUCCUCCCCGUCCCCUGGCUUUUCCAGACCUGUCCCACUUAGCAGCGCCUGUAGCCCUGGUCUGCUCCCACCCUCCUCCGUGCCCUCAUGCUUUAGGCCUGGCUCCUCCUGGCGGGACUGAGGGAAAGGCCAGAGGGGACACCUCCGCUGUUGUCCCCGCCACAGCGUGAGGGGCUGGGCCUCUGUGCACAUGCCGCCUUGUCUGUGAAACACUGUCCCCAAACUGUCAUUUGUGAGAGCAAAGGGGGACACAGUGAGCAGCAUGCUAGGACAGGAAGUGUCCCGGGCAGCCUGGGCCCGGGGGGCAUGUGGUUCAUCAGUGAUGAGCACCUCUGGGUCUGGUCCAUUUCUUCUGCCUGCUGAUCAAUUGAAUUCACUGUAUUGUUUGCUGAGACAGUGACUUUUUGGUUUCAUUGCACCCGUGCUUGCUCACUCUGAAAACUUUAUUCAAUACCAGAAAAAGAAGGCAGCAGGUUUCCUAAAAUUCAACCAACACGAAUAACAAGCAUUAGCAUCAGUGAACAAUGUUUUAUAAGCUCAGUGCGCGCUCUCUCUCUCCCCUCCACGAAUUGCACACACACACGCACAUGCACACGCGCUGAAUGAUGGACUGAUAAGAUGGACGGAUUGGACAGCUGGAUGGAUUGGACAGACUGAGGGACUGCUAGAGAGAGUCUUCGGUGCAGAAGUCUGAGUUUUGGAACAAGCCACGUGGCGUGAAAGCUGUCAGAUCGCGUCAGCACUGGAUGAGCAGGCUCUUCCUGCUCUGACCCGGUCCUCCUGGCCGCCUGCAGAGAACAGAGCGGUGGCCACACCUGACCAGGAGGGGACACUGGGUCCCAUCCCACGCGAGGAGUUCUUGCACAAACGGAUGUGAGUGCCUCGGGUUCUCAGGCUCCCCGAGUCAUGGCGGAACUGCGAUGCCCAGACUCCACGCUAACAGCCCUGGACGAGGAGACACUGUGGGACAUGACGGAGAGCCACCGCUGGGAGAUCGUGCGCAGCAUCUGCCCCAGCCGCCUCACCCCCUACCUGCGCCAGGCCAAGGUGCUCGGCCAGCUGGACGAGGAGGAGGUGCUGCACAGCCCCAGGUUCACCAACACCGCCAUGCGAGUCGGGCACUUGCUGGAUUUGCUGAGGACCCGAGGGAAGAACGGGGCCAUCGCCUUCCUGGAGAGCUUGAAAUUUCACAAUCCUGACGUCUACACCCUGGUCACCGGGCUGCAGCCCGACGUGGACUUCAGCAUCUUCAGUGGACUCAUGGAGACGUCCAAGCUGACCGAGUGCCUGGCCGGGGCCAUCGGCAGCCUGCAGGAGGAGCUGAGCCAGGAGAAGGGGCAGAAGGAGACACUGCUGCAGCAGUGCCGGCGGCUGCAGGAGCGGCUGGGCCAGGCCGAGGCCCACGCUGAGGGCCUGCGCCAGCUAGAGGCUGACCACGGCCGCAUGAAGCGCGAGGUCAGCGCCCGCUUCCACGAGGUGCUGAAGCUGAAAGACGAGAUGCUCGACCUCUCACUGCACUACAGCAACGCGCUGCAGGAGAAGGAGCUGGCCUCCACGCGCUGCCGCGGCCUGCAGGAGGAGCUGUAUCUGAUGAAGCAAGAGCUGCAGCGAGAGAGGCUGUCGGCUUCCUGUGAGCGGGAAUUUCGAGAGCGGUCCCUGAAGAUGGCCCGCGGGCUGGAGCCUGGAGCCGAGGAGCUGAGCCGCCUGAAGGAGGAGAAUGAGAAGCUCCGGUCACUGACUUUCAGCCUGGCGGAGAAGGACAUCCUGGAGCAGAGCCUGGACGAGGCCCUGGGGAGCAAACAGGAGCUGGUGGAGCGCAUCCACUCUUUGCGGGCGCGGGCAGUGGCCGCCGAGAGGCAGCGGACGCAGUACUGGGAAGAGAAGGAGCAAACCCUGCUUCAGUUCCAGAAAACGAAGGUGGACUGUGAGAUCUACAAGGAGAAGAUGAACGCCCUGCAGAGCCAAGUGGUCGAGCUGCAGAAGGAGCGGGACCAGGCCUACUCCGCGAGAGACGCAGCCCAGACGGGGGUUUCUCAGAACCUGACGGAGAAGGACGCCCUCCGCAGGAAAGUGUUUGAGCUGACAGACCAAGUCUGCGACCUGCGCCAACAGCUCCGCAGGCUGCAGGCUGAGUCACCACAAGGGCCCAGGCCAGAAGCGGGGGCCAAGGAGCCCUGUCGGAGGGGGAAACAGCGGCUUGCUCGUAUGUUUGCCAUCUGCCCACGGGACGACAGUGACUGCAGCUGCCUCAGCUCCUCCGAGGCUCAGCUCUGGUCUGACCUGAGCACCCCGUCCAGCUGCGAGCUGGUGGACAGCUUUCGCUCCAGCAGCCCCGUGCCUCCCAGCCAGCAGUCCCUGCACAAGCGGGCCACAGAGGACUUCCGGGACCCCUGGGCUUUCAGCGGCUUCCUGGAAACCCUGGAAGCAGCCGGGGGAUCCUCCCCCGGAGCUAAGGCGGGCGACGCAGACCUGGGUUACGAGGUUGCAGACCUUCCUGAGUCCGAGAACAGCCUGCAGCCGAUCUCCAGGAGCCUCUGCCUCUUAGCCAGCAGUGUCCCGGUGCGGCGGAGGCCAGCCCGCAAGAUCCUGAGCCAGGUCACAGUGCUGGCCUUCCAGGGACACGCUUUGCUGGAGCAGAUAAGUGUCAUCGGUGGGAACCUCACGGGCAUCUUCAUUCACCGGGUCACCCCGGGCUCGGUGGCCGAUGAGAUGGCCUUGCGUCCCGGUACCCAGAUCCUGAUGGUGGAUUGCGAGGCCACAGAGCCCUUCUUCAAGGCCACCCUGGAGGGCAUGACCCUGGAGCAGGCUGUCGGACAUCUCGGGAGGGUGAAUGGCUUCUGCUGCCUGUCUGUGAAGGUCAACAUGGAGGGUUAUAAGAAGCUGGUCCAGGACCUGAAGGCCAAAGUGGCUACCUCAGGGGACUCCUUCUACAUCCGGGUCAACCUGGCCAUGGAGGGGCGGGUGGAGGGGGAGCUGCAGGUGCGCUGCAAUGAGAUACUGCACGUGACCGACACCCUGUUCCAGGGCCGCGGCUGCUGGCACGCGUCCCGCGUCAGCCCCUACAGCAUGAAGGACACGGAGCACGGCAACAUCUCCAACUACUCACGGGCUCAGCAGCUGCUGGUCACCCUCAUCCAGGACAUGGCUCAGCAGAGCACCACCGCCCGCAAGCAGUCUUCUGGGGGACCCCAAAAGCUGGUCCGCAUCAUCAGUGUGGACAGAACCAAGGCCAGCCCUCUGUAUUCAUCCUUUGACGGGUCCCAGUCAGACGCUAGCAGGUCGGAAGAGCCCUGCACCGGGCACUUCUGGGCUGAGAGCUAUGUCACCCUGGCGCCCUACACGCUGGUGCACCCCCACAGGCCCAGCCGGCCCCGGCCCGUGCUCGUGGUGCCCAGGGUGGUCGGAAAGAUCCUGAGUGAGAAGCUGUGCCUCCUCCAAGGGUUCAAGAAAUGCCCGGCAGAGUAUUUGAGCCAGGAGGAGUACGAUGCCUCCAGCCAGAGAGGGGACGUCAUCCAGGAGAGGGAGGCGUCCAGCGGCCAGUACUGUGUGACCCGCCAAGCUGUCGAGUUCCUCAUGGAAAAGAACACCCACGCCCUCCUGGACGUCCGGCUGGACAGUGUCUGUGCCCUGCACAGGAUGGACAUCUUCCCCAUCAUCAUCCACAUCUCUGUCAACGAGAAGGCCGCGAGGAAGCUCAGGAAGGCCCUGCAACGGCUGGGCACCUCCGAGGAGCAGCUCCUGGAGGCCAGCAGGCAGGAGGAGGGCGAGCUGGACAGAGCGCCCUGUCUGCACAGCAGCCUGGCCCCCGACGCCUGGAGCGACCUGGACACUCUGCUCUGCUGUGUCCGCUUUGCCAUCGCGGACGAGCAGAAGAAGGUCGUGUGGACAGAGCAGAGGCCCCGCUGAGGCCCGGGUCCUCCCCUGGGGCUGUGGGGACCUUUGCGUCCUCCCCAGGGCCUCGCAGGCACAGCUUUGGGGAGCUCACCAUACAAGCCAGCUCUCUGGGCAUGGCUCCCCUCACGAGUCUGACCUUGAACCCUCGCCAUGUGUAGGUCACACAUGGGCAUCCAAACCGUCUACUCACUUUUCUGUGUAAGCGUCCCCUUACUCAGGGCCUGGACACCCUGAGGCUGCUCUGCGGUGGGGGUGCCUUCUGUGACCUCCCCAGGCCUAGGUGUCUCCAGGUAACUGCCCGUCUGACCCGACCACUGUACUUUCCUUCUGGGUUUCAACGUGUCAAAGGGCUCGUCCCAGACCCACUGAGGCAGCCGGCUGGCAGCCCUGGUGCCCCCCUCACAGGUCACUGCACCCCUGCCCAGAGCAGAGGUACAAACCCACCUAUGAUGUCACCCUGACUAACUUUUCUCGGUUUCUCACAGCUGAGAAGUGCAACUUCUUUGCAUAGGCCUUAGUAUAACUUUUAUAGAGACAGUGUUUACCGGUAAAGAUCAUCUCCGAGUGAUGACAACAGUAUUUUCAGCGGGUCUGUGCCUGGUGGCCGCCACGCCUGGCCCAGGGACCUGUGGGGGUGUCCUGUAGAAGCCUCACACAGACACCUGUGCACGCACGCCAGCUGGGCUCCUCCUGAGACCGAGAACGGCCCCUCUACCUGGGCGUCCCACCCCAGCCCCGUCUCUGGCCAUCUCGACUCCACUGCCCGCGCUCAGGAGAUUCGGGCAUGGCUCGGGCGAGGACCCCCAGGGCCCCCCACCUCCUGGCUUUGCCUCCCACUGCCAUAGAAUAAAUGUCAUGUUGACAGCA
Molecule: messenger RNA, 6258 nt
Organism: Hipposideros armiger (great roundleaf bat)
Lineage: Eukaryota; Metazoa; Chordata; Mammalia; Chiroptera; Hipposideridae
Gene: CARD14
Product: caspase recruitment domain family member 14
Exons: 22
Coding region: 2404-5403 (999 amino acids)
Biological process (GO): regulation of apoptotic process
Cellular component (GO): cytoplasm
Molecular function (GO): CARD domain binding
Source: RefSeq, a predicted model, not a curated record